Molecule: messenger RNA, 1792 nt
Organism: Penaeus indicus
Lineage: Eukaryota; Metazoa; Arthropoda; Malacostraca; Decapoda; Penaeidae
Product: DNA polymerase delta subunit 3-like
Exons: 3
Coding region: 16-609 (197 amino acids)
Biological process (GO): DNA synthesis involved in UV-damage excision repair; DNA replication; DNA strand elongation involved in DNA replication
Cellular component (GO): delta DNA polymerase complex; nucleus
Molecular function (GO): DNA-directed DNA polymerase activity
Source: RefSeq, a predicted model, not a curated record
UUCAAAGUAGUAGACAUGUUUAAAGCUUUGUUUGACAGAUUUUUAAUCCCAUUUUCCCUUUCUUUAAUCAUAUGCAUUUCUUUUUCUUUUCAGACAACAAAGACUUCACAAAAGAGAGGAAAAAGCAAAAGCACAGAAGACAGUGAGGAACCUGUACCAAAGAGGAAGAGAAUAAUGCAGUUGAGUGAUUCAGAAUCCAGUAGUGAUGAAGAAGGUGAGGGUGAGGAAGAAAACCCCUUCCCUCCGAGCCCACCCCCUGAGCCUACUCGCAUUGAGUCCGACUCCGAGGAAGAUAUUCCACCCACACCGCAGCCCGAAUCCAAAGUGGAUCUGAUGCGGAGCGAAACACGAGGAAGGAGGAAGAAGCUUGUUGAUAAGACCUUUAUGGAUGAGGAAGGCUUCAUUGUCACCAAGAAGGAGUAUGAAUAUGUAAGUGACUCAGAAGGAGAAGAUCCCCUGCCUGUGAAGGAAAUUAUCUUGCCACAAAAGCAAGCGACUCCCCCUCAGUCUUCAAAGAACGCAUCGCCGAAGAAGGAAGAGAGCAAACCUCGAGUGUCACCUGUCAAGAAGAAGCAAGCUAAUAUUAUGAAUUUUUUCAAAAAGAAGUAGCAGAAAGGCUAGAAAUUAGGGUUGCAAGAAAGGGUAAAGGAUAGUAGGAGUUAACUUGCAGCCUUUCCUACUCCUACUUUUGUUUAUGAAUAGAUUUUAUUCGAAAGCAGUUUGGGGCUGCUUCAAUAGAUAAGGAAAUAUGAAUGCAUUUGUAAGUAAAUAAAAAUAACAACUCUUUCUCAACUUUAUUUACUCAAUAUUAUAGCUUUAGAAUAACCGAGAGAAUUUCAUUAUAUACAGAAUUACCGGUGACAAAGCCUAAAAUCUUGAAUGACAUGCAUUUCAAGACAUGUUAAAAUUUGAGAUACUUUUGGAAAACUGAAAUAUCCAGUGAACUACUAGUAGUAUUAUCCUAUGUUAUUUUAAUGUUUUUGUUUUUAUUAUUUAUCAUUAUUUAUUUUGUUAUGAUUAUUAUCAUUAUUAUUAUUAUUAUUAUUAUUAUUAUUAUUAUUAUUAUUAUUAUUAUUAUUAUUAUUAUUGUUACUAUUACUAUUACUAUUACUAUUACUACUACUAUUACUAUUACUUCUACUAUUACUACUACUAUUACUACUACUAUUACUUCUACUAUUACUACUACUAUUACUACUACUAUUACUACUACUAUUACUACUACUAUUACUACUACUACUACUACUACUACUACUACUACUACUACUACUACUACUACUACUACUACUACUACUACUAUUACUACUAUUACUAUUACUACUACUACUUCUUCUACUACUAUUACCUCUUCUACUUCUACUGUUACUACUACUUCUACUACUAUUACUACUUCUACAAUUACAACUAUUACUACUUAUACUACUACUACUAUUACUACUUAUACUACUACUACUACUACUACUACUACUACUACUACUACUACUAUUUUUAUUAUUAUUGUUAGUAUUAAGAGUAUUGUUAUUGCUGUUAUCAUUAUUAUUGUUAAGGUUUCUUAUAUUUCAUUACAUUUGAUAAUUUUCAUUAUUUAGCACAGAGAAAACUUAUUGGCAAAAUGACAUUUGAAGAUUUUCAGCCUAGUAUGAUUUCACAAAAUUGGUUGUUGUUCAAGCUUCUCCAUGUAUGUAUUAUCUUGUAAGUUAAUAAUGUUGAGGGCAUAUUGCAUUGAGAAAUACAUUUUGUAUAUGAUUAAUUGUCAUAUGAUAUUAAUAUUAAAGUUUUUUUAAGAAAGUUA